Messenger RNA from Rhinocladiella mackenziei CBS 650.93, 1674 nucleotides. RefSeq lists its product as uncharacterized. The transcript has 2 exons. The coding region runs from base 1 to 1674 and encodes 557 amino acids. Gene Ontology annotation, molecular function: DNA-binding transcription factor activity, RNA polymerase II-specific; zinc ion binding. NCBI's taxonomy places the organism in Eukaryota, Fungi, Ascomycota, Eurotiomycetes, Chaetothyriales, Herpotrichiellaceae. The record is from RefSeq and is a predicted model, not a curated record. Gene Ontology annotation, biological process: regulation of DNA-templated transcription.
AUGAUCCGAAUUGGUACUGAAAAGGUGCGGACGGGCUGUAUCACUUGCAAGCGUCGACGUGUCAAAUGCGACGAAGGACGCCCUAGAUGCCAUAGAUGCACCAAGGCUGGCAGAUUAUGUGAAGGAUAUGCCAACAGUCCGAGAUCCGGGAGCGAGCCGGUCAAAUUCGUCGUCUACUCCCCCCACAACCAGAUCCCGACCGAACACCCAGAUCUUGAUUGGUUCGAGAGACGAGCCUUGGAAUUUUUUCAGGAUCGUACCGCUCUCGAACUUGCAGGUGCCUUUCAGACGGAUUUCUGGCUCGUGAAUAUCCUCCCGCUUGCAUUGCAGGAGAACUCGGUCAAACAUGCCCUGAUUGCUCUGACCAGCAUGCACGAACACUAUUCUGGUCUGGAUCACUACUCUCCCACUAGGGGCGUCGACUUCGCGUUAAGCCACUAUGGAAAAGCCAUGCGAGAGAUCGUCCGGAUCAACCAAUCACAGCUUGGCAAAUCUUUCGAUUACACCCUAGUUACAUGUUCCCUGUUCUCCGCCUUUGAAAGCCUCCAGGGCAAUUACCAUGCAGCUUGCAACCAUGCCAUCUCGGGCAUCAAGAUUCUGGCAGAGGAGCAACGCAACCUCGUCAGCACCGGGCCGGUGCGCGUGCCCCGAGACGUGCUGACUCGUUUCUUCGUCCAAAUGGCCCGGCAGAUCAUGGAGCUGGGAGAUCCAAACUUCCAGGGUCAAAGACCCAGACUGCAGCAGAAGACGACCCCCAUUCCCGACCACUUCAUAUCAUACGAAGAUGCCUUAGUCCACUUCGAGACCCUCCUGUCUGAUGUCUUUGAAUUUGCCGAUCAAUUCGACAACCUCAUCUCCGCAGGUCCUGUUCCCGACGACAUUUUGCAGCCGCUGAUGGCAGAUUUUUCCACCAUCAAGGCCAAUUUUGGAAAAUGGAGGGCUGUUUUCGACUCAACAUUAUCCCCAAAUUCCGAUCUUACGGAAACAUCUACUCCCGAAUCGACCACAUCUUCCUUGGAAGCCGGAGGAGGAGGGCCUGCCUCUUCUUCUUCGCGGCCGAGAAGUCCAGCAUUCCUCAUCCUGAAAAUCUAUCACGCACUCAUGGAAGCAUUUUUGAUGCGCGUCGAGCAAAAUGACGAAGCUGUGCUGGAUAGGUACGUCUCUGAUUUCUGGACCGCCAUCAAUGCGGCCGAGGAAUUCAUCCAGCAAACCUCCUCCUUCGUCAGCCCUGUUCCCAGUCCCUCGUACACCCCUCCCCCUAUCCUUCAAAGGACGGACCUCUCGUCUGCAACACCAGCGGAUCCGCCACCACGAGUCAUCCGCCCAACCUUUUCUCUCUCCCUAGGCAUCGUGCCGACACUAUUCCUCAUCGCCACGCGCACCACCGAUCUCGCCGUGCGCGAGAAAGCGCUGGGCCUGCUCAAAUCCUGCAAUCGCCGCGAAGGUUUCUGGGACGCAAAACUCGCAGCUAGGUUGGCCGAGCGUAUCUUCGAGCUCAAAGACCUCGGGAAUUUUAAGUACUGCGACAGCCUCGGCAACGUUGAGUUCAAAUUAUUGGACAUAAAUUUUUUGCCUGGCCGCAAGUGUAUUUUUCGGUAUAAGUUUGCGAAGAUGGGCGCGGCCGGGACGGAAUUGAAUCGGGAGUAUUGCGAGUCAUUGGAAUGGGAAGCUUAG